AUGAUGUUGACUAAGAGCAAAUUAGGCCUUUUGGUAACCACUUUUGUUGCAGUGUUAACACUUUCAGAAGUUGUCCAUUGUGCAGAAAAGGGUGUGACUUAUGAUGAAAGGUCACUCAUCAUCAAUGGUCAAAGGAUGCUUCUUUUCUCUGGCUCGGUUCAUUAUCCGCGUAGUCCUCCUGAGAUGUGGCCAGACAUUUUGAAGAAAGCCAAACAAGGAGGGCUCAAUGUGAUUCAAACUUAUGUUUUCUGGAACAUUCAUGAACCUGUGCAAGGCCAAUUCAAUUUUGAAGGAAAUUAUGAUUUAGUAAAGUUUAUAAAGAUGAUUGGGAGUCAUGACCUGUAUGUAACACUUAGAGUUGGACCAUUCAUUGAAGCAGAAUGGAAUUAUGGAGGAUUACCAGUAUGGCUAAGAGAAGUUCCAAACAUUACAUUCAGAUCAGAUAGUCCACCUUUCAUGAACCAUAUGCAAAAUUUCACCACAAUGAUCAUAAAGAUGAUGAAAGAUGAGAAGCUUUUUUCAUCUCAAGGAGGUCCAAUUAUUCUGUCACAGAUUGAAAAUGAAUACACAUCUGUUCAACAGGCAUACAAAGAACACGGCACGCGGUAUAUUGAAUGGGCAGGAAACAUGGCUGUCGGGCUAAAUACUGAAGUUCCAUGGAUCAUGUGCAAGCAAUUGAAUGCACCAGAAUCAGUGAUAAAUACUUGCAAUGGAAGGUACUGUGGAGAUACUUUUGCUGGCCCUAAUGGUCCAAAUAAACCUACUUUAUGGACUGAGAAUUGGACAGCGCAAUACCGAACAUUUGGAGACCCGCCAUCUAUAAGAUCAGCUGAGGACAUUACAUUUGCCGUUGCUCGUUUCUUCUCAAAGAAAGGCACACUUACUAACUAUUACAUGUAUUAUGGUGGAACAAAUUUUGGAAGAACAACAUCUUCUUUUGUGACAACUCAGUACUUUGAUGAAGCUCCUAUUGAUGAAUAUGGACUGCCAAGGGACCCGAAAUAUGGCCACCUUAGAGACUUGCAUUCUGCUUUAAAACUUUGCCAGAAAGCUCUACUAUGGGGAACUCCGUCGGUACAAGAGUUGGGUAAAGAUUUAGAGGGUAGAAUUUAUGAAGGGAAAGGAAGUGUUGCAUGUGCUGCUUUCUUAUCCAACAACGAAACCCGUUUUGCAGCAACUGUGGAUUUCAGAGGGACUAAGUAUAUCCUUCCUCCACGUUCUAUAAGCAUACUUCCUGACUGCAAAACAGUUGUAUACAAUACAAGAAUGAUUGCUUCACAAUUCAGUGCAAGAAACUACAAAGAAUCAAAGUUUGCUAAUAAACUUGAAUGGACAAUGGUUAAAGAGAUUAUUCCUAUUCCUGAUGCUUCUCAAAUUAAAACAAUGGAGCCUUCAGAGCACUUCAGCACAACCAAGGAUAACAGUGACUAUCUCUGGUUUAUGACAAGUAUAAAAGUGGAUCAAGAUGACUUACCCUUGAAGAAAACUAUAAGUCCGGUUAUCGAAGUAGCGUCUCUCGGUCAUCUUUUGCAUGCAUUUGUCAAUGGUGAAUAUAUAGGAUCUGGAAAUGGAAACAACACAGCAAAGAGUUUUAGCUUCAAAAAAGCAAUAUUCUUGAAGCCAGGAGAUAAUUACAUAUCAAUCUUGGGUGCAACUGUUGGAUUCCCUGAUAGUGGGUCUUACUUGGAGCACAGGCUUGCUGGGGUCCGUGUGGUGCGGGUGCAUGGCCUUAACAGUGGUACCCGUGAUCUGUCAUACAACGGAUGGUGGCAUAAGGUAGGUUUAGAUGGUGAAAACCUCAACAUUUUCACAGAGCAAGGCUCCCACAUGUUUGAAUGGACCACAGUUAACAAGGGACCAGCUCCUGCUCUAACAUGGUACAAGACUACCUUUGAUGCUCCAGAAGGAAAUAAUCCUGUUGCCAUUCAAAUGGAAACUAUGUCCAAAGGAAUGGUUUGGGUGAAUGGGAAAAGCAUUGGCCGAUUCUGGUCAUCGUUCCUCUCUCCUUUCGGAAAGCCUUCUCAGCCAGUGUAUCACAUUCCAAGGGCAUUCUUGCAGCCGAAGAAGAAUCUUCUGAUUGUAUUGGAGGAAAUGGGAGGGGAAUUAGAUGGUAUAAAGAUCCUAACUGUGAAUAGAGAUACAAUUUGCAGCACAAUAGGGGAACUUUAUCCUCCAAAUGUAGAGAUAUGGAGCAGAGAAAAGGGUGUGAUAAGGAGCAAUGUGGACACUCCAAUACCAACAGCAAACUUGGUGUGUAUGGACAACAAAACAAUUACUCAAGUGAAUUUUGCAAGUUAUGGUGAUCCAGUGGGAAGCUGUGGCCAUUUCCUUCUUGGAAAAUGCAAUGCACCAGAUAGCCAAAACAUUGUGGAACAGUACUGCUUGGGAGAGGCAAAGUGUUCAGUGCCUGUAGACAAGAAUAUUUUUGAUAAGGAUGGAAACACUUGUCCUGGAAGUCCAAAGACUCUAUCCAUUCAAGUGCACUGCAGUCAUAAGAAUGUGCGAUCGCAUUCAUCAACUUGA
Messenger RNA from Vicia faba (fava bean), 2523 nucleotides. Lineage: Eukaryota; Viridiplantae; Streptophyta; Magnoliopsida; Fabales; Fabaceae. The record is from the annotation of a GenBank genome assembly.